Messenger RNA from Elephantulus edwardii (Cape elephant shrew), 693 nucleotides. It is a transcript of the gene STPG3, whose product is annotated as chromosome unknown open reading frame, human C9orf173. The coding region runs from base 1 to 693 and encodes 230 amino acids. The transcript is spliced from 5 exons. The record is from RefSeq and is a predicted model, not a curated record. NCBI's taxonomy places the organism in Eukaryota, Metazoa, Chordata, Mammalia, Macroscelidea, Macroscelididae.
AUGGAUUUUGACCAGAAGGCCAUAAAAUUCCUGGCAAACUUUUACAUCAAUGGAAACAAACACUGGACUCACGGGCCACUGGGGCAGAAAUCAGCCUCCCCCUGCCAACCCAAGCGAAUGAUACAAAUGGCAGGUCAGGAGUGCCAGGAGCUCCCAGGCGGCCUCAGGGUAUGCGCAGUCAACUCCCAGGUGCUGCUGCCCACCUGCAUCUACUCCCUGAAGGAGCUGUUGGAGUGGCGACCCCCGAUCCUGACCGACCUGGAAGUCCCAGGCCCCACGAAGUACCUGGUGCCGGAGGCAUCCAUGCAGAUGCGGGAGUCAUCCCCUCACCCCCACUACACCAUCGGUCGGAAGGCCCCUUCCCAUGGAGGCCCUGCGUGCACACGCUGGCUACCAAGCCUCUGGAGCCAGGCCCCGCUCCCGGCUUUCCCACACACCACCAGUGAGAGGAGGCCUAGUCUCCAGACCUGGGGUGUCCCCGUUGGGGACAUCCUGCAAAGUCCACGCUCAGCCGCCUUCAUGAGCCGCUCACCUGCCUUUACUUCCUGGAUCAGCACCUCACACAGCCCAGGCCCAGGUGUGUACCAUGUGAAGGACGGUUACAACUCUCGCUUCCCUUCAGCACCGGGAGUGGUCAUCCAGGGCACAAGAAGACCCAAACGCCACGACACAGGGCCCUUCAGCACUCUCUAG